GGUAUACGCACCUUUCAGUUGGUUGCGAUACCCAAUCAAACUCAAAGAAAUAAUAGAAGAAUGUGUUCCACACAGGAAGUAGCAUUACCUAGCUAGCCAGAGAAGUAAUUCAAUCAACGAACAUAAACCGGAGAGCCCCACCAAUUGCAUCAAUAUGGCCACUGGUGCCGAUGUAAGAGAUAUUUUGGAGUUGGCCGGUGGAGACAAUGAUGCUGGUCCCAUCAGUAAGAAGGAUUUCAUCAAUUCUGAUAAGAAAAAGGCCAAGAAGACAACAGAAACGUUGACCUUCAAGAGACCAGAGGGAAUGCACAGAGAAGUCUAUGCUCUGCUCUACUCUGAUAAGAAAGAUGCUCCCCCUUUACUUCCCAGUGACACUACCCAAGGCUACAGGACAGUCAAGGCUAAGCUUGGCUGUAAAAGGGUUCGGCCCUGGAAAUGGAUGCCCUUCACCAAUCCUGCCCGCAAAGAUGGAGCCAUAUUUCACCACUGGAGACGCUUGACAGAAGAGGGCAAGGACUACCCUUUUGCCCGUUUCAACAAGGCAGUGCAGGUUCCAGUGUACUCAGAGCAGGAGUAUCAAAUGUACCUCCAUGACGACGGCUGGACCAAAGCAGAGACGGACCACCUGUUUGACCUGUGCAAGCGUUUCGACCUGCGCUUCACUGUGGUUCACGACCGCUAUGACCACCAGCAGUACAGAAAACGUUCCGUGGAGGAUCUGAAAGAACGAUAUUAUAACAUAUGCGGCAAGCUGACCAAGGUCCGUGCGGCCACAGGGACGGAGCCAAAGAUCUACAUAUUCGAUGCCGGCCACGAGAGGCGCAGGAAAGAACAGCUGGAGAAACUGUUCAACCGUACCCCUGAACAGGUGGCAGAAGAGGAGUACUUGAUCCAGGAGUUGCGGAAGAUUGAGACAAGGAAGAAGGAACGGGAGAAGAAGGCGCAGGACCUCCAGAAGCUCAUCACGGCAGCAGACACCACCACAGAAAUGAGACGUGCCGAGCGCAAGGCCACCAAGAAGAAGCUCCCACAGAAACGAGAGACAGAGAAACCGGCUGUCCCUGAAACGGCAGGCAUCAAAUUCCCAGACUUCAAAUCAGCAGGAGUCACACUGCGCAGCCAGAGGAUGAAGUUGCCCAGCUCAGUAGGCCAGAAGAAGAUCAAAGCCAUUGAGCAAAUCCUUACAGAGCAAGGUGUCGACCUGAACCCCAUGCCCACGGAGGAGAUUGUCCAGAUGUUCAACGAGCUGCGCAGCGACCUUGUGCUGGUGUACGAGCUCAAGCAGGCCCACAGCAACUGCGAGUAUGAGCAGCAGAUGCUGCGGCACCGCUACCAGGCCCUCCUGAAGGCCGGAGGCCCCUCUGGUCCCCUGGGGGAGACCACCACCACCACCACCAGCAGCAGCAGCACCCCCGGACCAGAGACUCAGGCCUGGCCCGGACCGGACCACAUCAAAACCGAGGCCAAGGAGCAGAUCAUAGACGUGGUGGGGGCUCCUCUCACCCCCAACUCUCGCAAACGCAGGGAAUCUGCCUCUAGCUCCUCAUCCAUUAAGAAGGUGAAGAAGCCUUAGUGAGGAGGCGAAGUGGGUGGCAUUAACUGUACAUGGAAGGGGCAUACUGCGGAGGACUAAGGAAGUCACUUUUGGUGGAGUAGCCCACUGAGCCGAAGUCUGAAAAUAGGGACAGGUGGAUUGGGAGGCACCUGCUCAGACCGUCACCUUGUGCACACAAACUGACUGGUGCCCUCAGGGCCAGAAAGGCCUCCCUCUCAGAACCCAGGGCAAGCCCUGUCCCCUUUAGCCUGCUCCUACACCCAUCCAGUUUUCUCCGACACUGCAGUGACUGGCUGACAUUCCUUUUCAUUGCUCAUCAAUUCCCCUCCCUAUACGGAGUGCAUUUAGGCAUCCAGUUAAUAUGCUGGCAUUGUUAUAGUUUUGUGUAAUUGUGAUGUUUUGUUCCAUCAAUGUGCGUUUAUGUAAAUUAUAGAUUUGUCCACUGUAGUACGGCUUUCCGCUCAUUCACAAAAAAUCUCUUAUCCCUCUGUUAGGUGGGAGAUGGGUGAAUAGAUGGGAUGGCUUUGCCUUAGUGCCUCUGCCUACUGCUCGUAGAAUGUCAGGCUGAGUGGAGAUAGUGUGCACUAAAUUGGUCACAGUGGCUUAUUGUGAGAUAUUUGGAGAUACUUUUCUCCUUUUUUUCAAUAAAAAAAAAUAUUGUUUUUUGAGUCUUGUGUGU
Molecule: messenger RNA, 2234 nt
Organism: Osmerus eperlanus (European smelt)
Lineage: Eukaryota; Metazoa; Chordata; Actinopteri; Osmeriformes; Osmeridae
Gene: dmap1
Product: DNA methyltransferase 1 associated protein 1
Exons: 11
Coding region: 155-1573 (472 amino acids)
Biological process (GO): chromatin remodeling; DNA repair; negative regulation of transcription by RNA polymerase II
Cellular component (GO): NuA4 histone acetyltransferase complex; nucleus; Swr1 complex
Molecular function (GO): transcription corepressor activity
Source: RefSeq, a predicted model, not a curated record